UGUCCAUCUUUAACAUUUAGUUUUUCAUCGCAGGCACUUCCUAAUCAACAAACUGUCGACUAUCCGAGCUUCAAGCUUGUCAUCGUCGGCGAUGGCGGCACAGGUAAAACAACUUUUGUUAAACGCCAUCUCACUGGAGAAUUCGAGAAGAAAUACGAACCGACUAUUGGUGUGGAAGUUCAUCCAUUGGAUUUCACCACGAAUUGUGGCAAGAUAAGGUUCUACUGCUGGGACACUGCCGGCCAAGAGAAAUUCGGAGGUCUAAGAGAUGGUUACUAUAUUCAUGGACAAUGUGCAAUCAUAAUGUUUGAUGUUACUGCACGACUGACUUACAAAAAUGUUCCUACAUGGCAUCGGGAUCUUUGCAGGGUUUGUGAGAAUAUCCCGAUUGUUCUUUGUGGAAACAAAGUUGAUGUCAAGAAUAGACAGGUCAAGGCAAAGCAGGUUACCUUCCACAGAAAGAAAAAUCUUCAAUACUAUGAGAUUUCUGCAAAGAGUAACUACAACUUUGAGAAGCCUUACUUAUAUCUUGCUAGGAAGCUUUCAGGUGAUCCGAAUCUUCACUUUGUUGGGGAAAUUGCUCUGGCGCCUCCAGAAGUUGCUAUUGACAUGGCUGCACAACAACAGCAUGAAGCUGAGUUGAUUAAUGCUUCCGCACAGCCUUUACCAGAUGAUGAUGAUGAUCUGUUUGAUUAGAAGAAAUCUUCUGAACGGGCUUUUCCUCUUUUGGCCUGCCUCUUCUUACUUAAUGAAUGGGAUCCUUCUUCUGUGAGCACGCCUUACCUUCUUCAUAAGAGUGGGCUCAAUUUAUCUUUGACUACAGCAAUUUGGUUUGAUUCUUGUUCGUUUGUAUAAACUGCUAUGCUGCUAUUUCCAUAAAAAGUCAUCAUCAGUUAAAUGUCUUUUAA
This is a messenger RNA of Impatiens glandulifera, 908 nucleotides long. RefSeq names its product GTP-binding nuclear protein Ran1A-like. The annotation marks the transcript as partial. The record is from RefSeq and is a predicted model, not a curated record. Gene Ontology annotation, molecular function: GTPase activity; GTP binding. Lineage: Eukaryota; Viridiplantae; Streptophyta; Magnoliopsida; Ericales; Balsaminaceae. The transcript has 7 exons. Gene Ontology annotation, biological process: ribosomal subunit export from nucleus; protein import into nucleus. Gene Ontology annotation, cellular component: nucleus; cytoplasm.